Molecule: messenger RNA, 2306 nt
Organism: Gastrolobium bilobum
Lineage: Eukaryota; Viridiplantae; Streptophyta; Magnoliopsida; Fabales; Fabaceae
Product: pentatricopeptide repeat-containing protein At3g57430, chloroplastic-like
Exons: 1
Coding region: 1-2292 (763 amino acids)
Biological process (GO): RNA modification
Molecular function (GO): RNA binding; protein binding
Source: RefSeq, a predicted model, not a curated record
AUGAGCUUCUCCGUUGCACAGUGCGGGCACCAUCCUUUUCGUCUCUCUCGUGUUUCCACAAACAAUGCCUAUUCACACCAGCCUAUACCUAUUCUUCUUGUGCCGCAGGCUCCAACGCUUUCAAAGGACCACCGCGGAAGCAGAUCAACAAAGCCCGUUGCAGCUGCUGAAACUCAUGAACACCACCGUAUUCGACCACUCAUUGAUCUCUUGAAGGCCUGUGAGGAAAAUGGGUCUCUUAAACAGGCGAAUUGCAUUCAUGGGCAUGUUCUAAAAUUGGGUUUUGGUGGCCGUGACUUGUUGGUUUUUUUGAAUCAUGCAGCUCAUGUUUACUCCAAAUGUAUGGAUCUUGUUGCUGCUCGUAAGGUGUUUGAUGGUAUGUCCCAAAGAAAUGUGUUUUCUUGGACUGUCAUGAUUGUUGCGUCGAAUGAACAUGGCUACUACCAUGAUGGGGUGGAGCUGUUUUGCAUGAUGUUGGGCCAUGGUGUGUUGCCUGAUGGCUUUGCCCUCUCUGCUGUUUUGCAGUUAUGUGUUGGAUUAGAUUCGGUUGAGUUGGGUGAGAUGGUGCAUGCCCAAGUUGUUGUCGGAGGUUUUCUGACACAUGCUGUUGUUGGUACAUCUCUUCUUAACAUGUAUGCAAAGUUAGGGAAGAGUGAGAGUUCGGUUAAGGUGUUCAACACCAUGACAGAGCUUAACAAUGUCUCUUGGAAUGCAAUGAUUUCAGGAUUUACAUCUAAUGGUCUACACCUACAAGCAUUCAAUUGUUUUAUCAACAUGAUUGAAGAAGGAGUUACACCUAAUAAUUUAACCUUUAUAAGUGUUUCCAAAGCAGUUGGGCAGUUUGGUGACAUUAAAAAGUGUCAUGAAGUUCACAGGUAUGCUUCUAAUUGUGGAUUGGACUGCAAUACUUUGGUUGGAACGGCUCUUAUCGAUAUGUACUCCAAGUGUGGAUCUUUGUCUGAUGCACGGGUUCUUUUCGACUCCAAGUUCACAAGUUGUCUGGUUAACACACCUUGGAAUGCAAUGAUAACAGGUUAUUCACAAGCUGGUUCUCAAUUAGAAGCUUUGAAAUUGUUCACAACAAUGUGCCAAAAUGAUAUAAAACCAGAUUUUUACACAUUCUGUUGUGUGUUCAACUCAGUUGCUGCUUUGAAGUGUCUGACAUCCUUAAAGGAGACUCAUGGGAUGGCUUUGAAAUGUGGAUUCGAUGCGAUGAAUAUUAGUGCAUCGAAUGCCCUUGCUGAUGCAUAUACCAAAUGUGACUCACUUGAAGCUGGAGAGAAGGUAUUUAAUAGAAUGGAAGAGAAAGAUAUAGUAUCUUGGACAACCAUGGUGACUGCAUAUUGUCAAUAUUCUGAGUGGGGGAAAGCCUUGGCCAUCUUCUCAAAGAUGCGCAAUGAAGGCUUUGAACCCAAUCAUUUUACCCUUUCUAGUGUUAUUACAGCAUGCGGUGGUCUUUGUUUACUAGAAUAUGGCCAGCAAAUUCAUGGUCUGAUAUGCAAGGCCAGCUUGGAUACUGACACAUGCAUAGAAAGUUCUCUGAUUGACAUGUUUGCCAAAUGUGGCAAUGUGAUGGAAGCAAAGAAAAUUUUCGAAAGGAUAUCUAACCCAGACAAUGUUACUUGGACUGCCAUAAUAUCCACUUAUGCUCAACAUGGUCUUGUUGAAGAUGCCCUUCAACUCUUCAGAAAGAUGGAACAGUCGGUUGUAAAGGUCAAUGCUGUUACAUUAUUAUGUAUCCUUUUUGCCUGUAGCCAUGGAGGAAUGGUAGAGGAUGGCCUGGAAAUUUUCUAUCAAAUGGAGGACACCUAUGGUGUGGUACCAGAAAUGGAACAUUAUGCUUGUGUUGUUGAUCUCUUAGGUCGUGUUGGCCAAUUGGAUGAAGCAGUGGAAUUUAUAAGCAGGAUGCCAAUCGAGCCAAAUGAAAUGGUUUGGCAGACCUUGUUAGGAGCAUGUAGGAUUCAUGGAAAUGCCGAGUUGGGAGAAACUGCUGCUCAAAAGAUUCUAUCCACCCAACCAGAAUAUCCUUCUACUUAUGUUCUUUUGUCCAACACUUACAUAGAAUCAGGACUAUAUGAAGAUGCGGUUAGUUUGAGAGAUGUGAUGAAAAAACGAGGCAUUAGAAAGGAACCAGGAUAUAGUUGGAUUUCUGUGAAAGGGGAGGUUCAUAAGUUUUAUGCUGGAGAUCAACAGCAUCCACAAAAGGAUAAAAUCUACACUAUGUUAAAAGAGUUGAUGACAAAUAUUAAGUGCAUGUGUUAUGAACCAGAAUUCAGUUUUAUAUUUAUUUAACAUAUGAAUUGAAC